Molecule: messenger RNA, 1799 nt
Organism: Amphibalanus amphitrite
Lineage: Eukaryota; Metazoa; Arthropoda; Thecostraca; Balanomorpha; Balanidae
Exons: 2
Coding region: 53-1291 (412 amino acids)
Biological process (GO): DNA recombination; DNA integration
Molecular function (GO): DNA binding
Source: RefSeq, a predicted model, not a curated record
UGUAACGGCUGCCGACCGAUUCUUGGAGCUGUACCGCCGGGAGUGGAAAAUCAUGGUGUCAUCCCGCGCUCUGGGCACGCUGGCAGAAAGGAAAUGGAACGCUCCCUCAAAUCUCCCCGUUCAGGAGGAUGUCCAAAGAGUGUCUGGUGUCUUGGAAGACGAGCUCAAAAAGGCAAGUGCGCAGUUGCAGGAAGCGCCAACCAUUCAGAGCUACGUGAACCUCGCCCGAGCGACGUUGGCCACUGUGAUGCUGUUUAACAGACGGAGACCGGGGGAAACCGCGAGAUUGACCACAGCAACGUUCGCGAAGCGUAGUCGUUCAGUGAACGAAGAAAUAACCGAGCACUUGUCCAAGCUUGAGCAGGAACUUUGCCGGGAGCUGACGCAUGUCACCGUCAGGGGCAAGCGUGGAAUCGGCGUACCCAUGCUCCUGACUGCAAAGAUGGUCGAGACCAUGGAACUGCUUGUCGCCAGCAGAUCUCGUGCAGGUAUAUCAAGUGACAACCCCUAUCUGUUUACAAGUGGUGUGGAAGGAGAUGCUGCCCCGCUGCGUGGGAGCGAUUGUGUGCGGCUGUUCGCGAAGAAGGCUGGUGCGACGAACAUCUCUGCGACAUCGUACCGUAAGCACGCUGCAACUAUGCUGCAACUGUUACAGCUAAGUGACACUGAACUUGAUGUCGUGGCUCGCUUUAUGGGCCACGACAUUCGGGUGCAUCGGUCUUAUUAUAGGCUACCCGAGCGGACAGUAUAUGCGGCUAAAGUGAGCAAAAUCCUCAUCGCAAUGGAAACAGGCAUGGGAGAAUUCGCCGGACAGAAACUGAACGAUCUUGACCCAGUGAACAUGAGCUGCGGGGAUCGGGGAUCUGAUGAAGACGCUGCUCUUGGUGAAGAAGCGGAAGAUGUUGAAGGACAAGAGACAGAGACACAAAGCGGACAGGAGACACAAAGAGGAGACACAAAGCGGACAGGAGACACAAACGGACAGGAGACAGAGAGCACAAAGCGCGUGGGAAAGAAACGGAAGGACAGCGAGAGCACGGAAGCUCCAGCUCGUAUUUACAGGCCGAACCAGAAGAAGCCGGUUAAGAGAACCGGAUGGACACCAGAAGAAAGGGAAGCCGUUGCCUUCUGGAUGAAAGACAACAUACGUGAUUUAAAAUGCCCGACGAUGUCCCAGUGUGUUGAGGUUCUGAAAAAAGAGUCCCGGCUUCACCGACGAUCAUGGAAAGAUUUAAAAUUUUGCACAUACAACAUGAUUCAAACUCACAAGCGACGCCUCCUUCGCAAAUGAUCUGUUACCUUGCUCGACACAUUGCCCGAAAAGACGCCGUGAGCUUCUGGUAGAGCAGCUAUCAGCCCGGUUCUCAGGGUAACCUGUGUGGUGCGGGAUCAUCGUGUAUUAUAUGUGAGCGUACAUUUGCUCACGUUUGUUUGUACGUUUCUAUGUUCGUUCAAUGCUAACGAGCGAAGGUUAUGCUGCGCACGGAGACCCCCAACCAGUGGUGAUUGUAGUUGUGCUGGUACCCGUGCUGUACCGUGUUGUACCUCGCAUUAUCUGUGAGUGUCUGGUUCUGUGACAUUUAUCUGUGACAUUCAGCGUUCAUUAUCUGUGACAUUCCGGUCACCUGCUUCUCGGGUCGAUCCAUGAGUCGUCCGUGAGUAGUCCUCACGGAUCCGGCGAUCCGUGAGUAGUCCUUUUCUUGUGUUGCACCGUGCCUUAUAUGUGAGCGUACGCUUGUUAAAAGUACAUGUGUUGCUCACUCAAGGAACAAACUGUGUAAUACAUGUGUUCUUCUGCA